Etheostoma spectabile (orangethroat darter) is the source of this 1673-nucleotide messenger RNA. Its product is annotated as insulin-like growth factor-binding protein 2-B. Gene Ontology annotation, biological process: regulation of insulin-like growth factor receptor signaling pathway. The record is from RefSeq and is a predicted model, not a curated record. Gene Ontology annotation, cellular component: extracellular region. Gene Ontology annotation, molecular function: insulin-like growth factor I binding; insulin-like growth factor II binding. The transcript is spliced from 4 exons. NCBI's taxonomy places the organism in Eukaryota, Metazoa, Chordata, Actinopteri, Perciformes, Percidae. The coding region runs from base 93 to 908 and encodes 271 amino acids.
UUUUUUUUACAGGGUCCUGAGGUCCUUGCUGCUAUUUCCCAAGAGUUAUUUUGACUUUCAGUAGUCACUUAGAAACACUAGAGAGCGUUAGAAUGGUCAUAUAUUUUACCUAUAGGUUGCUGUUUGCAUACUUUACUUUGCCUGGACUCUUACUUGGGGAAUUGGCUUUCCGAUGCCCAAGUUGUGCGGCGGAGAGCCUAGCUGCGUGUCCCAAAGUCACAGCAGCAUGUGCAGAAAUAGUGAGGGAGCCGGGCUGCGGGUGCUGUCCGCUGUGCGCCCGGUUGGAGGGGGAGAACUGCGGGGUCUAUACGCCAAGGUGCUCCAGUGGCCUGAUGUGCUAUCCAAGCACAGAGUUUGAAUUACCUCUUCAACAGCUCAUUCAGGGUUUGGGACGAUGUCGACAAAAAGUGGAUUUGGAAGUCACAACAAGUCUGGACCACCAGGCUACAAAUGACGUGCACGGGACUGAGAAUCCCGUCACCAAAAGACCUCCUUUGGCCGAUGCUUGGUUGUGGCAGGAGUCCGCCAGGAAACAAUAUCAGAAUGAGCUCAAAGCCAAGAUGAAGACGAAACAACCAGAGGACCCCCGAACCCAGAAAGUACCACAGAGCGCCUGCCAUCAGGAACUGGAAAAGGUCUUAGAGGAGGUCUCCAAAAUAACCUCUGAGGAUAACAGAGGCCCGCUGGAGAAUCUCUACGAGCUCAAGUUUCCUAACUGUGACAGACAUGGACUGUACAACCUCAAACAGUGCCACAUGUCCACCCACGGCCAGCGGGGCGAGUGCUGGUGCGUUAACCCCUUAACCGGGGUCCAGAUUCCAGCAACGCCUAAAGUCAGAGGGGAUCCCAACUGUGACCAGUUCCAGGAGGAACUGAAAGUGAUGCCCACUGCAACAGCUGCGUACUAGCACGGUCCAGCACAUCCAAUGACAGGGUUGGGUUUACUUAUAAAAUCAAAAUGGAGGAUUCGUGGAAUAGAGUUAUUUCAUCAACAUGCAAAGAAGUUGCUAUAUUUGAAGGCUUUGUCUCUACUUCUUUUUUGAAUUUGCACUAGGUUUAGGUUAAAGUAUCACUGAUGUGUUAUAGGAUGAAGUUGGCAUUGUUCUAGUUUUCCUGUUGUCAACAAAUACCGUGUCCGGCUCACCUAUUUCCUUGCGACUCAAGCCAGUGUACUCCUACUAAAGAUGUAUGGAAUACAUAUUUUCUGUUUUUACCUGUCCUAAAGCAGCUGGCCACUGUAGUUCUUUACAAACUCUACUUAAACUGAAGAAAAGGGUAAAUUGUUAUUUCUAACUGCGUAAUAAUACACAUUUGUUGUACACGUUCGUUUUUUAUGGAUGUCUGACAGCAGGACGGUUUAUUUGGACUUAUGUCCACUUGACAGUUUGGUCUUUUUAGGGUUGUUUUCAGUUACUUUUUAAUGGGAAUUUUUUUGACAAUAUAAAAAGAAUUGUGCCAGCCUUAUGCUUUGAAGCUGCAUUGAUUGAUUGUUGGGGCCACUUAGGGGCAGCAGAACAAGCUGUAAACAUACAGUAUCUUAUCUUAUAGUGAAUGUGUCAGCAGACAGAGCAGGAUUAGCAUUCCUUUGGAGUCAUUUUUUUUUACCCCCUUGACAAAAGUAAGUCUAAUCUUCAUUCUUAUUUUAACUCUUUAGAUCUUCACCAACUCCUGAG